This is a messenger RNA of Oryzias latipes (Japanese medaka), 1682 nucleotides long. It is a transcript of the gene rax, whose product is annotated as retinal homeobox gene 3. Gene Ontology annotation, molecular function: RNA polymerase II cis-regulatory region sequence-specific DNA binding; DNA-binding transcription factor activity, RNA polymerase II-specific. Lineage: Eukaryota; Metazoa; Chordata; Actinopteri; Beloniformes; Adrianichthyidae. Gene Ontology annotation, biological process: positive regulation of transcription by RNA polymerase II. The record is from RefSeq and is marked provisional.
CUGACGUGGACCAGGGGGUUGCCACAUGCCCAGGGGGGGUCUUUAAAACACGACUGGAGAUGCUCUACCCCUGAUGCGCAUCUUUUGCGCAACUUUCCUCCAGCAUCCACUUGGAUAGGACGCAACAUAGACCAGAUAAAGUUUUGAAACUUGGGUUUUCACAAGCUUGUUUAAUUUUUAAGUUCCUUUUUAGACAAAUGUGGCUCCUGGGAUCAGCUUCACAGGUUCUGAUGGCGGAUGAGCGCACGUCUCCCCCCGCACGCCCCGUCCAGAGUCCGGGGAGCAACCCGGCCACCGUCCACAGCAUCGAGGCCAUUCUGGGGUUUAAAGAGGACACUAUCUUCCACAAGUCCGCCUCCUACAAUCUGACGGAAAAAGACGCAGAGCGCAGCGGGGCUGUUGCUGUGAUGCAAACCAAGAAAGCGCCUUUCCCUGACAGCUGCGCGCCGGACUCACCGGACAGAGACGGGAAACUCUCCGACGAUGAAACCCAGAAGAAGAAACACCGCCGGAACCGAACCACCUUUACCACAUACCAGCUCCACGAACUGGAGCGGGCCUUUGAGAAAUCCCACUAUCCGGACGUGUACAGCAGAGAGGAGCUGGCCCUGAAGGUCAACCUGCCGGAGGUCCGCGUGCAGGUUUGGUUUCAAAAUCGGCGGGCAAAGUGGCGACGCCAGGAGAAGCUUGAAGUGAGCUCCAUCAAGCUGCAGGACACUCCCUCAUCUUUGCUCUCCUUCAGCCGCUCCCCCACCGGCUCCGGGCUGCAGCUGGACCCCUGGCUUUCUGGCCCGAUCACCACCUCCGCCUCCCUGCAGUCUCUGCCGGGCUUCAUCAGCAGCUCGCAGGGCCUCCCGGGAGCUUACACUCCGCCUCCGCCUUCGAUGCCUUCUUCCUUGCCGACCUCCUUAUUCAACUCCCCUAGCUUGGGACACAGCCCUCACCUGCCCCACAUAAGCUCCAUGUGUCCCCCACCCCCAGCAUACCAGUGCUCAUCAGACCCGCGGAACUCUAGUAUUGCUUCACUGAGGAUGAAGGCCAAGGAACACAUUCAGUCCUUUGGGAAAACGUGGUGACGCCGAGAGGAGCCUCAAAAUCUCCUGAGACGCCCAGAAUGGAACAUUUUCCAAUAAAAUAACUUUGUGUUCCUGGAGAUUGGAUUAUUGAGAGGAAAUGUUGUCAGGACUCUUGAUUUCUUUACCCAAAACUGGAAGAAAACUCCUGCAGAGGCAGCAGGAACUAUACAUAUAACCAGGACUGAACUUUCCAUUGUAUUUUUCUUUUACUGUAUCAUCUCUGUGCAUUGUUUUACUGUAAAGUUGUUGUUUUUUAUUCACUUUGCCCUGUCUCCAAACUGUGUUAUAUGUUAUAGAUAUGUUUCUUUCUAUUCAUACUAGAGAAAGAGAUCUCCUUUUGCUUAAUUUCUUCACCUUUUAUUCUUGUAGAAAUUAAAAGAAAAUUUUGUUUACUUUAGAAAAAACUGCACUAUGGGAAGCAAAUAAACUGAAAACCACAGUGGGUCAUUUGAGAUUUACUUAUAUUUACGACAGAAUCUAUUUUUUCAAAAAAAAAAGUGUAACUAAAAAUUAAACUAAAGAUUUUGACUAAGUAUUCUGGAAGUUUUUGAUCAAUAUCUAUAUAUUUUUCCUUGUCACGUUAAAAAAUAAAGAAUAUCAACAAAA